This is a messenger RNA of Talpa occidentalis (Iberian mole), 6152 nucleotides long. RefSeq names its product MYB binding protein 1a (gene MYBBP1A). Gene Ontology annotation, molecular function: transcription factor binding; RNA binding; transcription corepressor activity. Gene Ontology annotation, cellular component: nucleolus. The transcript has 26 exons. Lineage: Eukaryota; Metazoa; Chordata; Mammalia; Eulipotyphla; Talpidae. Gene Ontology annotation, biological process: regulation of DNA-templated transcription. The record is from RefSeq and is a predicted model, not a curated record. The coding region runs from base 26 to 4051 and encodes 1341 amino acids.
UGCAGAGCCCACGUGUUCGUGGAGCAUGGCGGAGAUGGGGAGUCCGGACGCUUCGGAGCCCGCGUCUCCCCGAGCGGAGGCGAAAACCGGCGGCGGGCCUGCCGACCGGCACGGCCUGCUGAAACACAGCCGCGAGUUCUUGGACUUCUUCUGGGACAUUGCGAAGCCACAGCAGGAGACGCGACUUGAGGCGACGGAGAAGCUGCUGGAGUAUCUGCGCACCAAGCCGAAGGGAUCCGAGAUGAAGUACGCCCUGACGCGCCUGAUCACUGGGCUGGGGGUCGGGCGAGAAACUGCCCGGCCCUGCUACAGUCUGGCCCUGGCACAGCUUUUACAGUCUUUCGAAGAUAUCCCUCUAGGCAGCACCUUGGAGCAGAUACAGGAGAAAUACGAUGUGCAGAAGGUGAAGAAGGCGAUGAUAAGACCUGCUCUCUUUGCAAACCUGUUCGGGGUGCUAGCCCUCUUCCAGUCAGGCAGGCUGGUGAAGGACCAGGAGGCGCUGAUGAAGUCAGUGAGACUGCUGCAAGCCCUGGCCCAGCACACCAACCACCUGCAGGAGCAACCCCAGAAGGCCCUGGUGGACAUCCUCUCUGAGGUCCCAGAAGCCACAUUGCAGAAGAUCCUGCCAAAUGUCCUUAAGGCCGACUUGGAUUCGGUGCUUGGCUCCCCCGAGCAUCUGGAGCUCUUCCUCUUGGCCAAGCGGAAGGUGCCCGCAAAGCUGGAAAAACUGAUGGGCUCAGUCAACCUGUUCUCGCAGGAGAACAUCCCCAGACUGGUGAAUGUGCUGAAGAUGGCUGCCACCUAUGUGAAGAAGGAGCACAAGUUGCCCGCCUUGGCUCUGGACCUGCUCCGCCUGGCACUUCAGGAGGACAAGUUCCCACGGUUCUGGAAGGAAGUAGUGGAACAAGGGCUACUGAAGAAACAGCACUGGCCAACCAGCUUCAUGUGUUUCCGCCUGCUGGGCGCCGCCAUGCCCCUGCUGUCCAAGGAGCAGCUGCAGCUGAUUUUGCGGGGAGAUGUCAUCCGACUUUUUGGGGAGCACAUGGUCACUAGUAAGUUGCCAAACCAGUCCAAGUUUGGUGCAGAGAUGAAUGAGUACGUGAGUGCCUUCCUGCAAGGCUGUCCCGAUGACCCCGAGCGCCAGUUGGCCACAGUGGUGGCAUUUACGUCCGUCACCAACCAGGGCCUCCCUGUCAUGCCCACCUACUGGCGGGUGGUGCAGUUCUUGAGUGCCCCUGCUCUCAGGGGCUAUGCGACUUGGCUGCGGGACAUGUUUCUCCGACCCGACUUGGACUCCUUGGUGGACUUCAGCACCAACAAUCAGAAGAAGAACCAGGACGCUUCCCUCUACAGCCCUACGCGAGCGGUGUUCCGGCUACGGAAGUGGAUCAUCUUUCGCCUGGUCAGCAUGGUGGACAAUUUGCACUUGGAGAAGGAAGAGGCCUUGAUUGAGGAGGUGGCCAGGUUUUGCUUUUUCUACUCUUUCUUCGAAACAAAGAAGCCCGUGUCCCAGAUCCCAGAGACCGAACAUGAGUUCUCCUUCCCUUUGGAGAGCCAGACCCGGCAGGUGGUCAGCAAUGCCUUCUUCAGCCUGCUGCAGACCCUUAGCACACAGUUCAGGCAGACAGCAGACCAGACCCAGGACAGGCGGCCCUGGACGCACCGCCUGGUACAGUUUGCAGACAUGCUGUUGAACCACAGCCGCAAUGUGACCGCCCUGACGCCUUUCACUAAGCCACAGCGCCAAGCCUGGGACCGGAUGCUACAGACUCUUAAGGAACUAGAGGCCCGCUCCUCAGAGGCCAAGGCCAAGGCCACUGCCUUCCAGCACCUACUACUCCUGGUGGGCAUCCACCUCUUCAAGUCCCCUGAGGAAAGCUGUGACCUCCUCAGUGACAUCCAGACCUGCAUCAAGAAGAGCCUGGGGGAGAACGCCCGCCAGACCCGCUCCAAGGCCACCAAUGCCCAGGAGCCACCAUGGGUGGAGGUGAUGGUGGAGAUCCUGCUGGCCCUCCUGGCCCAGCCCAGCCACCUGAUUCGCCAGGUGGCCCGGACCGUGUUCACCCACAUUUGCUCCCAGCUGACUCCACGUGGCCUGCAGCUAAUCCUAGAUGUGCUAAACCCUGAGAAGAGCCAGGGAGAGGACGAAGAUGACAACGUGGUGGUCACAGAUGACUCCAAGCAACUGCAGGAUGUGGAGGACCAGAGCGAGGACGACAAGGAUGAAAACUCGGAAAGUGGAAAGGACAGUGACGAGGACAGUGACGAGGAGGACCUGGACGGGGACGUGGACCAGGGCUUCCGGGAGCAGCUGAUGGCGGUGCUGCAGUCGGGAAAGGCGCUGGGAGGAGUGGACAGUGAGGAGGAGGAGGAGGAGCUGGGCGAUGAGGCUAUGAUGGCCCUGGACCAGAGCCUCUCCAGCCUCUUUGCCGAGCAGAAACUGCGCAUCCAGGCCCGGAAGGAUGAGAAGAACAAGCUGCAGAAAGAGAAGAUGCUCCGGCGGGACUUCCAGAUCAGGGUCCUGGACCUGAUUGAGGUGCUAGUGAACAAGCAGCCGGAGAACCCCCUGGUCCUGGAACUAAUCGAGCCACUGCUGAACAUUAUCCGGCGCAGCAUGCGCACCAGCAGCACCAAGCAGGAGCAGGACCUUCUGCACAAGACAGCCCGGAUCUUCACGCACAACCUGUGCCGCUCCCGGCAUUACUGCCACGACAUGAGCAACCAGGACGUGCUGUACCCCCAGGUGGAGCGGCUGGUGCAGCAGGCCGGCCACCAGGCUGACUCCUCCAUCUCCCUCUACUACUUCAAUGCCUCGCUCUACCUGCUGCGGGUCUUGAAGGGCAGCACCAUCCGCAAGACCCAGAAGAAGGAGAAAGCCGGCACUGACACCAGCUCCAAGCCCCCGGGUGGAGAGACUGGCAGUGGCUUGGAUUUGAGCCUCGUGACCCCAAUCUACUCAUCAGCACUGAGCUCCUUCCUGACCAAGCGCAACAGUCCUCUCACCAUUCCCAUGUUCCUCAGCCUAUUCUCCCGGCACCCGAUACUCUGUAAGAGCCUACUCCCCGUCGUGAUCCAGCGUGUGACAGGUUCAGCCCAGCCCCGCAAUCAGGCCCAGGCCUGCCAGCUGCUCCAGAAGACCCUGCCCAUGAAGGAGCUAAGACUGUGUUUUGAAGACCCCAAGUGGGAGCAGCUGAUUGGUCAGAUCCUGGUGAAGGUCACUGAGAACCUGCGGAUGCUCGGGAAUGCACAGAGCAAGUCGGAGCUCCAGAAGGAGCUGUCCUCCCUGGAGCUGCUCAACACUCUCCUCAAGACUGUUAAUCACGAGAAGCUGAGCACAGACCUGACUGCCAUCCUGGGUGUGCUGCAGAGCCAGCAGGCAGCCCUGCAGCAGAAGGAGCGCUCCACCGGCUCUAGCCGCCUCUGCGACCUCUACUGGCAGGCCAUGAAGACCCUGGGAGUGCAGCGCCCCAAGUCAGAGAAGAAAGAUGCCAAGGAAGUCCCCAGUGUCACCCAGAGCCUUGUUAGCAUGAAGCGGAAGAAAAAGGGAUUCUUGCCAGAGACCAAGAAGCGUAAGAAACGAAAGUCAGAAGGUGCUGUGCAAGAGGAAGGGACCGUUGAAGGUGAGGGUGCCAAGCCUGCAGCCACUGGUGGGGACCAACCCCCCAGCACAGGCAAGAAGAAAAGGAAGAGGAACAGGAUGAAGGCCAAGGUCUCAGGCCAGCCCCAGGUGAAUGGAACAUCUGCUGCCAAGAGUCCAGCCCCAACCUCCACCACCUUGAACCCCAGCACCCCCGCCAAGACUCCAAAGCUGCAGAAGAAGAAACAGAAGCUAUCCCUGGUGAAUGGGGCCACUCCAGUGUCCCCCAUAGAGCCUGCUGGCAAAAAGCAGCUUCAGAAGGAUCUGCUGCCCCAAAAGGAGGUCUCUGGCAAGUCACCACAGUCCUCACUGCCACGGAAAAAAGCAAGAUUGUCUUUGGCCAACAGGAGCCCCAGUCUCCUUCAGGUUGGGGCCAAGAAGAAAGUGCAGCUGAGGAAGGGGAAGAAGUCCUGAAUGUGGGCCCUGCCCCUCAGCCCCUCCCCCAUCAGCCCUAGAGAACCUAUUUUUUCACCAUGAUUUUAAUAAACGAGCCACUCUGCGCUGCACCUUCUGGCACUGGAGGGAGCAGGUCUGCUACCAGCCUGCGGAACGGCCUGCUGCAGUGAGCAGUGCCUGAGCCCUUCUCUGUGUUCCCAGAGCAGAGACCCCUGGCCCGGGGCUGGGCCUCCCUGUGCUCUGGCUGGCCUGUUCUCAGCACAGAACCACUUAACCUGUAUGGGGUGAGGGCCUCGGCUCCCAGGCAGUGUGGGCCAGGGCCCAGUGUCCGGCAGGUUGGUGCAGGUGGACGCAGGCCAGUGCAGAGCACACCACCCAUGCUCAUUCCUCACGACCCCGCCCCCAGACCACUUUGCUGCAGGAGCCAUAAGGGCAAGAUUUAAAUAGGUUUAUUUCAUUUACAAGAGGAAUAUAUUUGGCUUCUCUCUUAAGACUCUGAGAUUCACAAUCAGCAGCUCUAAAAAAUAAAGGAGCAGUUUGGCUUCCGGAAGGAAGAGGAGGCAACACUUGGACCUGGUUCUUGUACAACAAGAAAACAUUGCUGGGGCCCCAGUUGAGGCUGGGGUGGGAGUGGAGGCCACGAGGGUCUUAGGGGAGCCCACCCCUUUGUUAGGCCACCCAGGGUGCCCCAGCGCUUGUUGGGGAGUAGGCAUUCCACUAGCUUACACGCCACUGAAGCCACGUCAGCCAGUAACUACGGCAGGGAGCACUGUCCAAGCUGGCUCUUAGGGUCCCCUACUGGCCACAGAGCCCCCGGACCAGAACCACCUUGAUUCCAGCAAAUGCAGAGAGGGUGUGUAUGGAGCAGGGGAUACGGUAUGCUCCACCAAGGGGCCGGGAGGAGUUGGAAGCUGCACUCUGGUGUGGCAAUGAGGACGGAGCGGUGUGGAAAUGCGCGUGAGAGCAAUAGCAGCCAUUGUUGCGUGGAGGGAGCUCUGGUGUGUUGGCCUCUCCCAGAGGGCCUCAUCCUCCACCAGACUAUUCCCCGGGACAGGAAGCUCAGUAGAUGACUGCUUCCUCUGGCAGCCUGAGCCCUGGCUAUAGCUCUGUGGAUUCUGGGAAUAGUCCCCUGGGCCCUGCCCCUGGAAAAGGCCCAGCCUAGGGGCAGCAGUGGCUUCCUGACUUCUUGGGGGGAUGUCAGGGAGGAGAUGGUGAGCAGAGGGGUUCCAAGGGCCCUGUAGAUCUUAAGCCUGAGGGCACGGGUGGUAUGUAUAUAGCUGCCACCAGGGCCUUCACCCCUGGUGAUUCCAACUCCCUUUCUGUGGGGGUGGUCCCCACCUGGGAGACCUCCAGGCUGAGAGCCAGCCCAAGGCAGCGGAGACAAGUGUCUUCUGAGUGGUCGUCCAGGGACUGGGUUCCAAGCUCUGCCAGGUCGAGUCCAGCAUCCCCAAGGUUGGAGACCCAUCUGACAGGCUGUGGUGCCCACACACCAGCCUUUCAGGGAUCCUCAGAACCUGAAGUGCCGCCCGGAGACCUGAGCCACCCCUUUUCUGUGCAGUCUGGGAGCUGUUGGGUCUUCAAAGCUGCAGAUGAUUUCUUGCCCAGCAACCUGCGCGGGCGAGUCCAGCCCCCUGGCCACAAGGUCUGGGGAGGGCAGGGUCUGGCCCAGGACCGCAUAUGCCAGUGACAGGGCAGGGUCUCCUGAUACGCCAACUGGGGACUGUCUUCUCCUUGGGCCCCAGGGGUUCUGCAGCCCAAACUCAGGGCUAGGAGUCUGUCCAACCACAUGACUCCAGCGUCCACUGCCUUCCAGGUUGCUUGAGAUCACAGCCUCUUGGAGCCACGGCCACUCAGCUGUCCCAGACCAGAGAGGGUGGGUGCCCAGCCGAGGGUCACACAGAAAGCUAAGGGACCGUCCAGGAGGGCCGGCCUGCCGGAGGGCACCUCCCAGAUUAGGGAGGAGCAAGUGUUCUUCAUUGUCCCUGCAGCACCUAGAGGGAGGGGGUCAGAGGUCAAAGAUGGGGCUUUGGGAAGGGCAUUUCAAAGUGCUCCAUUUUCCUUGUUUGAAGUUCCAAGGGCAUGAAAUGGGUUUGGGUCUACUGGAGCCAGGGAGGGGUGG